AUGAUAUGGGUCACUCGAAUCCAAAAGCAGACGCGAGUGGAAGGGAUUUGUCACUCUAUGAGGGAGUAUUGUCAAAACGUGCCGUGGUGUCCAGUGGUCCUGCGGAUAGCUGUCAGAGCAGAGGGAGGGUGUCGAAGGGAGAGGGCAGUACCUCAACAAAGAGGACACUUUACAGCACAUUUUGUCUCAAUUUAUCUUUUGGUAGACACUACCAUCAAAAUGGCAAAGGUUUUCAAGAAGACCAGUGGCAAUGGACAUAUUGCCCUGUACUUGGGGAAGAGAGACUUUGUAGACAACAUUGAUUCAGUGGAGGUUGUUGAUGGAGUUGUCAAAGUGGACCCAUCGGGUCUUAAUGGAAGAAAGGUAUAUGUGUACCUGGCCUGUGCCUUCCGAUAUGGAAGUGACGACUUGGAUGUGAUUGGGAUGUCCUUCAGGAGAGACAUUUGGAUCAAGCGUGUUCAGAUAUAUCCUCCUACAGAUGGAACUGCUCCAAAAACACCAAUGCAAGAAUCCCUUAUGAAAAAAGUUGGCGACCAAGGAUGUCCUUUUUCUUUUCAGAUGCCAACCAACCUCCCAUGCUCGGUCGCCUUACAGCCUGGACCAAAUGAUGCUGGCAAGGCAUGUGGUGUGGAUUUUGAAGUCAAAGCCUACAUCGCUAAUGAACCAGAUAAUCCUGAUGAAGUAAUUGAAAAGAAAGACACUUGCCGCUUGAUGAUUCGCAAAAUUCAGUUUGCUCCAGCCACCAACAAACCUGGAGCCAAAGCUGAAAUCAGCAAAGGAUUCAUGAUGUCUGACAAACCAGUCCACCUGGAGGCAUCUCUGGAAAGAGAGAUUUAUUACCACGGUGAUCCGAUCAAUGUCAAAGUCAAAGUCAAUAAUGAAUCAUCAAAAGUGGUAAAAAAAAUCAAAAUCACAGUCGAGCAGCUUACAAACGUUGUGCUGUACUCAUCUGACACUUAUACCAAACCUGUCUGUUCAGAAGAAUUUGGGGAGACAAUAAACGCCAAUGGAACACUUGAGAAGAGUUUCCAGCUGAUACCCCUACUGGCCAAUAACACAGAGAAGCGUGGCCUCUCCGUCGAUGGGCGACUUAAGGAUGAAGAUACCCACCUUGCCUCCACGACCCAGAGUCAGGGAGAAAAGGAGAUGCAGGGAAUCAUUGUUUCAUACAAAGUAAAAGUAAAUCUGAUGGUGGCUGGAGGUCUUCUUGGUGGCCUAACUGGAAGUGAUGUGACUGUCGAACUACCUCUAUCUCUGAUGUCGCCAAAGCCUGCAGAAGUGUAA
Messenger RNA from Knipowitschia caucasica, 1284 nucleotides. The record is from the annotation of a GenBank genome assembly. NCBI's taxonomy places the organism in Eukaryota, Metazoa, Chordata, Actinopteri, Gobiiformes, Gobiidae.